Pipistrellus nathusii (Nathusius's pipistrelle) is the source of this 1533-nucleotide messenger RNA. NCBI's taxonomy places the organism in Eukaryota, Metazoa, Chordata, Mammalia, Chiroptera, Vespertilionidae. The record is from the annotation of a GenBank genome assembly.
AUGGAAGAUGUAAAGGAUUCUGGACUGAAGAAAUUUUGUGCCAAAAAUAAAGUUAUCAUCCUUGGCUUCAUCUGUAUCAUGGCUGUGAUUGCUUUGAUCGCUGUGGGGCUGACCCAGAACCAAUCAUUGCCACAAAAUGUUAAGUAUGGGAUUGUGCUGGACGGAGGCUCUUCGCACACGACUUUGUACAUCUAUAUGUGGCCGGCAGAAAAGGAGAAUGACACAGGGGUGGUGACGCAGAUAGGAGACUGCUUGGUACAAGGUCCUGGAAUCUCAAAAUUUGCUCAUAAAACACGGGAGUUAAAAACUUAUCUGCAUGCCUGCAUGCAAAAAGCCAAGAAAAUAAUUCCACUUGCCCAGCACAGACAGACACCUGUUUACCUGGGAGCUACAGCAGGCAUGCGGUUGCUCAGACUUGAAAAUGAAAACCUGGCAGAUGAAGUCCUGAAGGAGUUGACAGAGGUUCUCAGAAGCUUCCCCUUUGACUUCCAGGGUGCCAGAAUCAUCUCUGGCAAAGAGGAAGGUGCCUAUGGUUGGAUUACUAUCAACUACCUGCUGGGGAAAUUCACUAAGAAAAUGAGAUGGCUCUACCCGCUGGGAAAUGAAACCAAUAAUGAGGAAACCUAUGGAGCUCUGGACCUUGGGGGAGCCUCUACACAAAUCACUUUUGAGCCCCAAAACCAGACAAUUGAGUCUCCAACGAAUGCUCUGUACUUUCGUCUGUAUGGCAAGGACUACAAUGUGUACACACACAGCUUCUUGUGCUACGGGAAGGAUCAAGCACUCUUGAAGAAACUAAUCAAGGACAGUGAGGUUUCAAAAGAAAACAUCAAUGACCCAUGUUUCAACCUUGGAUACAGCAGGAAAAUGAACACAAGUGACCUUAUCAACAACCCCUGCAACAAGGAAAAUAAACCGACUCUUCCAUUCCCCCAGUUGCAAAUCCACGGCACUGGAAACUAUCAGGAAUGCCAGAAAAGUAUCCUUAGGCUCUUCGACACCAGUGACUGCCCUUAUUCCCACUGUGCCUUUGAUAAAGUUUUCUUGCCACAACCUAAAGGACAUUUUGGGGCAUUUUCAGCUUAUUACUAUGUGAUGAGUUUUUUAAAUCUCACAUCAGAUGCCUCCCUCACCCAGAAAAAGAUAACAGACACGAUGGAAAAGUUCUGCUCUGAGCCCUGGAAAAAUCUGAAGGAACGUUUUCAUAACGUAAAGGAGAAGUACCUAAGUGAAUACUGCUUUUCUGGAACAUACAUUAUCACUCUCCUUCAGGAGGGCUAUCAUUUCACACCUGAUUACUGGAAGAAUAUUCAUUUCAUGGAAGAGAUCCGGCACACUGAUGUGGGAUGGACUUUGGGCUACAUGCUGAACCUGACCAACAUGAUCCCAGCUGAGCAGCCGAUGUCCACACCUCUCCCCCAUUCCACUUAUGUCUCCCUCAUGGUCCUCUUCUCCAUAAUCCUGGUUGCAGCGAUUUUCAUAGGCUUGGUUGUGUUUCACAGGCCUUCAUGUUUCCAGAAAGACAGUGUAUAG